Messenger RNA from Dendrobium catenatum, 1475 nucleotides. Its product is annotated as BAG family molecular chaperone regulator 2. Gene Ontology annotation, biological process: protein stabilization. NCBI's taxonomy places the organism in Eukaryota, Viridiplantae, Streptophyta, Magnoliopsida, Asparagales, Orchidaceae. Bases 176 to 1129 code for a protein of 317 amino acids. The transcript is spliced from 4 exons. The record is from RefSeq and is a predicted model, not a curated record. Gene Ontology annotation, cellular component: cytoplasm. Gene Ontology annotation, molecular function: protein-folding chaperone binding; adenyl-nucleotide exchange factor activity.
CGUAGAACUCUCCAGUUCUUCUGUACCGGCGGUUUUUCUCCCCUACAGUCGGGUACAAUCCCCGUUAGGAUUUGGAAAUCUGCGGCUUUUGCUCCGGAGUCCGGCGAUCCACCCACUGGAAUUUUUUACGGCUUGUUGAUUUAUUAGCGCCGGAUCUGAUCUGGGAUUUUGUAAGAUGAUGCGUAUGAGGACAGCGGCGGCUGUGGCGGCGGAGACUGGGCCGGUGAAAGCGUUUGUACCUAUGAAGGAUUCCCCGGCGACGAUUCCGGUGAACGAACAGGCGAAGUGGGAGGUUCGCCCGUGCGGCAUGCUUGUGCAGAAACGGAGCUCGGAAGACUCUGCCGUCGCGGCGCCUGUGCCAACCUUCCGCCUGCGUGUCAAGCAUGGCUCUAUCUACCAUGAGAUCUACAUUAGCUCUCAGGCUACCUUCGGGGAUCUGAAGAAACUGCUUGCGGAGCGAACAGGUUUGCAUCCGCAGGACCAGAAGAUACUGUUUAAGGACAAGGAACGAGAUUCCGCCGCCUACCUUGAUAUGUCUGGUGUUAAAGACCGAUCAAAAAUGGUGGUCGUCGAGGAUCCGGCGGCCCAGGCCAAACGCGUUCUGGAGAUGCGACGCGCCGCCAAGAUGGAAAAGGCCGAAAAGUCAAUCUCCGAGAUCAGCCUCGAGGUCGACAAACUAGCUUCCCAGGUGUCGGCGCUGGAAGUCGUAAUUUCGAAAGGAGGGAAGGUUUCGGAGAAUGAAUUGCUGAGACUCAUCGAGCUGCUGAUGAACGAGCUGCUCAAAUUGGAUGGCGUAGUCGCCGACGGCGAUGCCAAGUUCCAGAGAAGAAUGCAGGUCAGAAGGGUUCAAAAAUACGUGGAGAGGCUGGACGUGAUUAAGCUUAAGAAUGCGAUGCCCAAAGCGUAUAACGGAGAAGCUCCGGUAACGGCGCCCCUGCAGCAACGGCAAAAAAAGCAAUCGUCCCCAUCCCCGCAGCCGCCGUCGGUAAUCGUAACAACAAAGUGGGAGACUUUUGACUCCCUCUUCUCACCCCGGGCCUCUGCAUCUACCUCCACCACCACAACUGCUUCCUCCACCGCCGCUUCUUCCGCCGCGCCCACCCCAAGGUUCGACUGGGAGUUGUUUUGAUUGCAGAAUAGAUCAGAUUGUAGGAAAAAAGUUUACAUGCGAGCUGUACGCCGACGGUCACCUCUUUAUAAUUCAGAUUUGUAGAUCAAAGAUGAGACUUUGGCCGUCGCUGAUGAUUGUGCUUGGUCGUUGUCCUCUUCGUAGUUCUUUCUUUGUGUUUCUUCUCUCUUCCUUCCACCUUUUUCACCUUUCUUAAAACCAUUGUUGUUAUUCUUUACAUAUUUGAAUGUGCAGAUCUUGUGAUAAUGAAGGGCCUGGGUUAAUAUUACUAUUUCAGAUAAUGAUCACCUUGUAAAAAUAAAUUGGGUUUAUAUAAUAAAUCAAUGAUAUGAAGCUUCAAGUGCAA